Molecule: messenger RNA, 528 nt
Organism: Saprolegnia parasitica CBS 223.65
Lineage: Eukaryota; Oomycota; Saprolegniomycetes; Saprolegniales; Saprolegniaceae
Exons: 6
Coding region: 34-528 (164 amino acids)
Biological process (GO): P-body assembly; spliceosomal snRNP assembly; nuclear-transcribed mRNA catabolic process
Cellular component (GO): U6 snRNP; spliceosomal tri-snRNP complex; P-body
Molecular function (GO): U6 snRNA binding
Source: RefSeq, a predicted model, not a curated record
UCUGGAACGAAGCGCGGCCGCAGCGGGACGAUCAUGCUUCCUCUUUCCCUGCUUCAAGCCGCCCAAGGCGAAGAGAUGCUCGUCGAGCUCAAGAAUGGCGACACGUACAACGGUGUGCUUGUCAACUGCGAUACGUGGAUGAACGUCAACCUCAAGAACAUCAUUUGCACCUCCAAGGAUGGUGACCGCUUCUGGAAGCUCACUGAGUGCUACAUCCGCGGCAACACGAUCAAAUACAUUGGUAUCCCCGACAAGGUCCUGGACCAAGUCAACGAAGAAGACCUCUCGAAGCGCGGUACGACCUCUUUCACCGCAAUGCGCUCCGUGGUCGCGGUCGUGGCGGUCGUGGCGGCAUGGGCAGCCGUGGUGAAGGCCGUGGUCGCGGUGGCCGUGAUGGCGGUCGCGGUGGCCGAACCGGCGGUCGUGACGGUGGCCGAGGGGGCGGUCGCGACGGAGGUCGUGGUGGCCGUGGCGCGCACAGAGGCGGUCGGGGCCAGCAUGCCCAAUAGCAACACUAGCGAACGAUAA